GCUAUGUCCCUCAAGAAUGAUAGAUCAAUUAUUUAUUCUGCAUGUGUCGCAGAGGUUUUUUUUUUGCUUCUUCUUUUUCACAUCAGAUUUUAUUGUCUUAACUAUAAUGGCACAUGAUCGUUACAUUGCAAUUUGCAAUCCUCUCCAGUAUGAGAGAAUUAUGCACAAAGGAGCCUGCCUUCAGAUGGUAGCAACUGGGUUGAUAUUUAGUCUUAUUUAUACCUGUGGCACCUUUGCAAAUACUUUCUGUUCCAAUGUCAUCAAUCAGUUCUUCUGUGAAGUUCCACAGUUAUUAAAGAUUUCCUGUUCAGACCUUUACUUAGUGGAAACAGGGCUUCUACUCCUAGGAUGCACCAUGGCAUUUGGCUGCUUUGUCUUCAUCAUUGUAACUUACAUGCAGAUUUUUCGUACAGUAUUCAGAAUGCCUUCUGUACAUGGUCAGAAGAAAGCUCUCUCCACAUGCUUUCCCCAUGUCACUGUGGUCACACUGUUCAUAUCCAGUACAGUCUUUGCCUAUGCAAGGCCUCCUAGUGGGACAUCUUGUCUUGAUAUAGUUUUGCGGUGAUAUAUCCUGUAAUUCCUCCCAUAUCAAAUCCAUUCAUUUAUAUAUGAGA
Anolis carolinensis (green anole) is the source of this 614-nucleotide messenger RNA. RefSeq names its product olfactory receptor 14A2-like. The record is from RefSeq and is a predicted model, not a curated record. Gene Ontology annotation, cellular component: membrane. Gene Ontology annotation, biological process: G protein-coupled receptor signaling pathway. Gene Ontology annotation, molecular function: odorant binding; olfactory receptor activity. Lineage: Eukaryota; Metazoa; Chordata; Lepidosauria; Squamata; Anolidae. The transcript has a single exon. Bases 17 to 565 code for a protein of 182 amino acids.